AUGGCUCAUAAAGGAUAGAAAAGUAAUCCAUUUAUAGUUGAUGCUCGAACUCCAAACAGAAUAAUCAAAGAAAAUGAUGAUAAUACAAAUACUUACCUAGUUUCAUAUGGUAAUAAUUAAGUUUUGGAAGAUAAAGACUACAUUGAAGUAAAUUACCCGGAAUUAGUUGAGGAUUAUAAUUUUUUUAUUACAACAGGAGAAAGAUAUGAUUAAGAAUUUCUUUAAUAGAAGGCUCUGCAAUUUUCAUUAUGUUAAAUACAAGAAAAUCCAAUUAUAGAAUAGCACUUAUUAGAGAGAAACAAUAAAGUUUAGAUCAAGUAAUAGAGAAAAUAGACCAUUCGAUAUAAGUGUUUGAAUAUUCUUGAUAUUUAAAUCAAUUCCUCAUUGAAGGAUAAAAAAUUAGCAAUAAAAAUGAAGGCCAAUGAAGGCAAUAUUACAAAUAUUCCAAGCAUGGAGAAAUUAAUAAAAAUUACACAUGAAUUAUAAACCAUAGGAUAUACCUAAGAUGAAUUGAUAGUAAGUUUUACUCUAAAGAAUCACCAGGAAUGCAUAGAAGACAAGUCUAGAUUAGUGAUUGAAGGGGAAAUUGAUAAGAAUAUUAAGAUGAAUGAUUGA
This is a messenger RNA of Paramecium tetraurelia, 615 nucleotides long. RefSeq lists its product as uncharacterized. The transcript has a single exon. The record is from RefSeq and is a predicted model, not a curated record. NCBI's taxonomy places the organism in Eukaryota, Ciliophora, Oligohymenophorea, Peniculida, Parameciidae.